UUCCCGGGAACGGGUCUGGGGGCUGAGGGCGCCUCCGCAGACGAGGCCCAGCUCCUGCCUGUGCAGAGGCCGGAGUCGUGCGGGAGCACAGCCGGGGGCUCGAGGGCCCUGUCGCCAUUUUCCACCUCCUACCCGUGUGCACACCUCUGUCAUAGCUCUUACCACACUAGACUGCCGUCACCGGGUCUCGAACCCGGUGCGAGUCUGCUUAGGGUGAAUACUCAGUAAGGGGAAGUUAUUCCAGCUACCUCGUGGUCGUCGCAUCAUUUCUGUGUGCCCCUCUAGCUCGGAGUCUGCGCUAUGGUGCAUUCUCAGGAAUGUUUGCAAAGUCAUAUUUGGGUGUGAGGGGAGUGGAACAGAGCUAGAGGUGAUGUGGGCAGGACUUAAGUAUUUGUGUUUGUUAUGUGUGCCUGUGUGGCAUAGUCUGCCAGUCUAAGAGUGGCAUCUCAUGCAUAUCUGAGUCUGACACUGAGGGAAGCAAUCUCGGUGGAGGUACAGUUUGCCACCAUCAGCAUUUAGGAGAUACUUGGCCCCGGAGAGGAAGGUCUGGGGAUACCCAUGUUGAGGGAGCAAGAGGCAGCUGUUGAUUGCAGUAGGAUGGAAAAUGAAGGGGAGGUGAGAGGCAUAAGGGCAGAGGACCGGGAAUGUGGGUUAGGCGUCUUUGGCUGUGUGGUCUGUGUCAUUCAGUAAUGAGAGCUCAGGCUUUUUCCAGUCUCUCACAUCGACCAUGUGACAUGGCACUGUUUUUGUCCCUGUUUUACAGGUGAGAAAACUUCUGUAUGUGGAACUUACAAAGCUUCAGCAUGGCUUUAGAAUAUUGUCUCUCGGGGUGGGAGUGGAAGGGAUGGGCCUUGAGCUCACCUGCACUAGGGAGAUGACCUAGGGUAAACCAACCUAAGAGGUUACUGACAAAGUUACAACCCCAAGACUCAACAUGUGGAGGCCAAGUUGGGGGUGAAUGGAGAAGGAUGUGAAUGUGUCCUUGGGCCCUGCUCUCAUCAGCUCAUUGUCUGUCCCAUCCAGGAACAGGAAGAAACAGAUUUGGUUGUGGGGGCUUCCCUUCUCUCUAACUGCAGCCUCUUGUUGAUCUUCCCAGACAGUAACAAGGUCCCCUCCCCUGAGGUGGGCCCUUCUCUACAGCUAGGAGCCAAUGGCAGGGGACAGAAACAAACCCUACGAGCUGGACCAAGAGAAGUACGAUGCUGAUGACAACGUGAAGAUCAUCUGCCUGGGGGACAGCGCAGUGGGCAAGUCGAAACUCAUGGAAAGAUUUCUCAUGGAUGGAUUCCAGCCCCAGCAGCUGUCCACGUACGCCCUGACCCUGUACAAACACACAGCAACGGUGGACGGCAAGACCAUCCUUGUGGACUUUUGGGACACGGCAGGCCAGGAGCGGUUCCAGAGCAUGCAUGCUGCCUACUACCACAAGGCCCACGCCUGCAUCAUGGUGUUUGAUGUGCAGAGGAAAGUCACCUACAAGAACCUGAGCGCCUGGUACACAGAGCUGCGCGAGUUCAGGCCAGAAAUCCCGUGCAUCGUGGCAGCAAAUAAAAUUGAUGCAGACAUAACGGUGACCCAAAAAAGCUUCAGUUUUGCCAGGAAGUUCUCCCUGCCGCUGUACUUUGUCUCGGCUGCUGACGGCACCAACGUCGUGAAGCUCUUCAGCGACGCGAUUCGAUUAGCUGUGUCUUACAAACAGAACUCCCAGGACUUCAUGGACGAGGUUUUGCAAGAGCUCGAGAACCUCAAGUUGGAGCAGAAAGAGGAGGACGUGCCAGACCAGGAGCAGAGUGGCAGCAUCGAGAGCCCGUCUCCCUCCUGAGGGCAGCCCUCCCGCUCUGCGCCUGCGAGCCCACCCAUCCCCCUUGCCUCGCACGUCCACGGCCUGUGACCCAGGGAUGUGGCCCACGCCAGCAGCCUGCACAGAUGUGAGAGGUCAGCGCAGACGCCUGGGAAGCAGGACAGGACGAGUGUCCUUAACACCAGCACCGCCCCACCCCCAGGCCAACCACAGGCCGGACAGUGAAGAGAACUGGGGAAUGUGCUUGUGUCUCUUUAAUAAAAGGAAAUGUAGGUGGUUUAUUUUCCCCCAAGUGA
Galeopterus variegatus (Sunda flying lemur) is the source of this 2097-nucleotide messenger RNA. It is a transcript of the gene RABL2B, whose product is annotated as RAB, member of RAS oncogene family-like 2B. The record is from RefSeq and is a predicted model, not a curated record. Gene Ontology annotation, molecular function: GTP binding; GTPase activity. Gene Ontology annotation, cellular component: endosome; Golgi apparatus. The coding region runs from base 1151 to 1822 and encodes 223 amino acids. NCBI's taxonomy places the organism in Eukaryota, Metazoa, Chordata, Mammalia, Dermoptera, Cynocephalidae. The transcript is spliced from 9 exons.